Molecule: messenger RNA, 4490 nt
Organism: Ailuropoda melanoleuca (giant panda)
Lineage: Eukaryota; Metazoa; Chordata; Mammalia; Carnivora; Ursidae
Gene: LDHD
Product: lactate dehydrogenase D
Exons: 11
Coding region: 76-1551 (491 amino acids)
Biological process (GO): lactate catabolic process
Cellular component (GO): mitochondrion
Molecular function (GO): D-lactate dehydrogenase (NAD+) activity; FAD binding; D-lactate dehydrogenase (cytochrome) activity
Source: RefSeq, a predicted model, not a curated record
UGCACAGCCAUUGGGCUGGCUCGGCCACCUGGCCACCCGCCUCUGUGCGCACACCCCUCUGGCUGCUGCCCCACCAUGGCCAGUCUGCUCCGGGCUGCUGGGACCUGGGGGCUGUUCCCCUGGAGGGGAUACUGCUCCAGGGGGAUGCAGUGUGUUUCUUCUUUGCAGGGGGAGCUCGGCAAAGGCUUUGUGGAGGCUCUGAAGGCAGUUGUGGGGAGCCCCCACGUGUCCACUGCUGCUGCAGACCGCGAGCAGCACGGGCAUGAUGAGUCCAUUCACAGGUGCCAACCUCCAGGGGCCGUGGUGUGGCCCCAGAAUGUGGAACAGGUCAGCCGGCUGGCAGCCCUGUGCUACAGCCAAGGAGUCCCCAUCAUCCCAUUUGGCACUGGCACUGGGCUCGAGGGUGGAGUCUGCGCUGUGCAGGGCGGUGUCUGCGUCAACCUGACCCACAUGGACCGAAUCCUGAAGCUGAAUCCAGAGGACUUCUCUGUGGUGGUGGAGCCAGGCGUCACCCGCAAAGUUCUCAACACCUACCUGCGGGACAGUGGCCUCUGGUUUCCUGUGGACCCAGGUGCGGAUGCCUCUCUCUGUGGCAUGGUGGCCACUGCGGCCUCCGGCACCAACGCUGUGCGCUACGGCACCAUGCGGGACAACGUGCUCAACCUGGAGGUGGUGCUGCCUGGCGGCCGGCUGCUUCACACCGCAGGCCUCGGCCGCCACUUCCGGAAGAGCGCAGCUGGCUACAACCUCACAGGGCUCUUUGUGGGCUCUGAGGGAACACUGGGACUCAUCACAGCUGCCACCCUGCGCUUGCACCCUGCCCCUGAGGCCAUGGUGGCCGCCACCUGUGCAUUUCCCAGUGUCCAGGCGGCCGUGGACACCACUGUUCACAUCCUCCAGGCUGCAGUGCCCGUGGCCCGCAUUGAGUUUCUGGAUGAAGUCAUGAUGGAUGCCUGUAACAGGCACAGCCAACUGAACUGCUCCGUGGCGCCCACACUCUUCCUUGAGUUCCAUGGUUCUGAGCGGGCACUGGCCGAGCAGAUAGAGCGGGCAGAGGAGAUCACCCAGCACAAUGGAGGCUCCCACUUCUGCUGGGCCAAGGAGGCUGAGGAGCGCAGCCGGCUCUGGGCGGCGCGGCACAACGCCUGGUACGCUGCUCUGGCCCUGCGGCCGGGCUGCAAGGGCUAUUCCACUGACGUGUGCGUGCCCAUCUCCCGGCUGCCGGAGAUCCUGGUGCAGACCAAGGAGGACCUGAAGGCCUCGGGACUCACAGGAACCAUUGUUGGACAUGUGGGCGAUGGCAAUUUCCACUGCAUCUUGCUGGUGGACCCAGAGGACCCCGAGGAGCUCGACAGGGUCAAGGCCUUUGGAAAACAGCUGGGCAGGCGAGCACUGGCACUCCACGGAACGUGUACUGGGGAACAUGGCAUUGGGCUGGGCAAGCAGCAGCUGCUACAGGAGGAGGUGGGUGACGUGGGCAUGGAGACCAUGCGGCAGCUGAAGGCCAUGCUGGAUCCCCGAGGCCUCAUGAACCCAGGCAAGGUGCUGUGAGGGUCUCCAAGCGCCUGGCCCACAAGCCCCCAGACAGUGGAACCUCCUGUUCUGGAACCUUCCUUCUUGUCAUAGAACAGUUCUGUCAAGGACCUGCAGAGGUCCUUGAUUGCCUUCCCCUUGGUCGGGGCCUCCUUACUGCUGGGGGCCGGGGGCAAGGCCUCAGGGACUCAGCUCUCUUAGCCCUAUUCCGCCUGCCUGGUGACAGAAACAUGCCUUUCCUGGUGUAGGUGUCCUUGGGCCCCUGAAAUAAACCAGAAUCCCAUUUGCUGUAGUCUGGAGUUGAGCAGGCAGUACCUGUGAAUGGCCUCUUGUGCUUGCCUCCCCACCUCCUUCAUGUUCUCUGUCCUUUGUCCUUGUCCCUCCCUCCCUCCUCACCUGUCUGUCCUCUGAGUUACUGCAGCCUGGGAGGGAGGGAAUGGUGUUUAGGCUACAGAAAGUCGCCAGCUGCUGCUGGUGGGAGCUCCAGUGCCUGAAGAUCUGCCCAUGGCCCACAUCCCUCACGACACUACCCAGCUGAGCCUGGACUGGGCCUAAGCACAUUCUGAACAUGUUUUUCAAGUGGCUGUUGCCAGUCAGUGGAAAUGGAAGUGAAGUUUUUCUCCUUGUAUUACACUUCUCCGUGGUGUGAUGUAUUCUAUUAGUAGCUCUCCCCCUCGAAGCCAGAUCUGCCUUCCCCUGGGCCUCCCGCUGGCCCGACCACUUGGCCUGCGAACUUGUCAAUUGUUCCUAAACCCACAAGGGGGCGCCCGAUGCCAUAGAUUCCACUCAGGGCAGUGGCACCCAGGACUCCCCUCUGUCCAGGGCCUACAGCUCUCUGCCCAGGGUCCCCUCCCUACAUCCCCAAGGUUGUGGUGGGGGAGGCUUGGUGUCCUGGAAGCCAAUCUCUAAACUCUGUCCCAGGAGCCUAUCAUGCGAGGGCCCAUCUCCCUUGGCCCCUGAGCAAAGGCGCUGGGGGAGCAAAGCAGGGAGGCCAGUGGGACCCUCCCAUCUCACCUCAUCCCCACAAGCUACUAUUGAGCUCCUUCCCUGCCUCCCCCUUUGGACCCCUCCCCGCCUCUCCCCAUCAGCUGUCCAGGCCCUGGGCAGAGGCCGCUGCUUUUCGGGAACUCCUCAGCCCAACUUGGUUCUUGGAAGCCACCCUAAAGCUGAACUGAGCCCAGUGUGCUCCUCUGUGACGUUUCUACCCCCAGGCUGCAAGCAGUCGCCGUGCCAAGGGGUGGUGUGGGGGCAAGCCUCAUUGGCUCUCCCCAAGCGACCUGCUACAUGAACAAUCUAAGUGUUAGCCGCGCGUGUUUUGGACACACAGCUCACUAGCCCCACUCCCCACCUCCACUCGCACUGCCUCGCCCCAAGCCCGGGGAGAAGUCUGCAGUGGAGGUUUCUCCCCUUACUGGGGAUGGCUCCUCUCUGAUGAGCUGAAAGAACAAGCACACUGUUCACUGAAAUACCAGCCCCUGAAGAUUCAAGUGACUAUUUUUGCCUUGCUUUGUGUGUGUACUUUCUGGGGAACCAUCUGGAAUUGAGUUACACAUUUCUCGACACCAUUUACCUAUAGAAUUUAGCAUCUAUUUCCUAAGCAUAAGGACCUUCUCCUAAAAACCGCAACACUGUUAAGUGGCUGCUAGAUGAACCGUCUUAGUGAGGUGUUUCUGCCCAGGAAGCCCCCCAAAGUGUGCUGGGCCCUUGGCGGAGGGCGGGGGCAGAACCCACCUCACAGUUCCUGCUGGUUCCCUCCCCUCCCGGAUAGACAGAGCUUGGGAGAGCUGCCUGGAGGGAGCAUGAAUGACAGACCAGUCCUACCGGGGAAGCCUGGACCAGCCCCGUUCCACCCCCGCCCCACCCCCGCCGGAGGAGCCGGCAGUCCGAGCGGAUUAGGAGAACACUGCGGCCAGCAGAGGGCUGCCGUGCGCUGGGUGGGAGUGCAAGUCGUUGGGGGUGGGGACAGGGAGCAGCCCCAGGAGCCUGGAAUAGCGCCCAGUGUGGGCUCCAGCCUGCCCACCAGGUCACGACCACUUGGAUCACCCAGGGUGCCGCUAAGGCCGCCGGGCCUAAGGCACCAAGAUGGUCACAGAGGCCUCUGCCUGCAGGCCCAGGGGUCAGGCAAGGAGAUCUUCAGGGCCAGCUUUGCUAGAGGAAUUAAAUUUAGAACAGGGAGACACAGUUGCCAGGCAGAAGCAGGAGGUGCUGUGAAUAGAACAGUGCUCUUUGCAGUGACAGAACUAUGAGGGAGCCGCUAUGCAUGUGCCAGAGGCUUCCGGGCAGAUUCUCUGACCCUCAUGGUGACCUCUGAGCUGGGCGACUUUGUCUCCACUCAUAUGUGAUCGAAUCUGAUGUUCAGAAGAGCAAAGUUGUCGCCCCAAGAUCAUUCUGCCAAAUAGAAAAGCCCACAUGCAGACAGUUUAGAGCUCAUGCUCUUGCCACCAUGGGGACGUUGCUCCCUGGGGGGGGGGGUCCCCACCCCAGGUGGGUCUGACAUGAAGGCCCAGGCUCAGACUCACAAAUUCUUCUUUAGCAUUUCUCUGAACAUGCCGAGCGUGCUGGUGCCUUGGUUCCCAUUUGUCCACUGGCCUGCAGUGCCCUCGCACAGCAUAGGUGCCUUGGGAAGCACGUGAAGUUAGAGGACUGCAGAGCCAGGGUCUGGGGGAGUCAGGCCCACAGAAGCAACAACACUCUAGAGGCCCGAGGAGGGGUGUAAGCAUAGAAGCUUGGAGGUAUCUCCCUCCAGAGCUUUCCUUCCCAGGCUCUGCAGGAGACUCUGGAAUGACGCUCCAGGAGCCUGUCUGGCACGGGGACAGAGGCCGGGCAUGCGCCGCUACCCCCUGCUCUGAGAUUCCCGCCCAGCUUGAGGUGUGCCAACUCUUGUGAGCCCGGAGUGGCUGGUUCUAGUUCAAGGGCUCUGAGCUGGCUCAGCCCCAAAGCAGGGCCUCUUUCUGGGC